This is a messenger RNA of Mytilinidion resinicola, 2424 nucleotides long. Its product is annotated as sulfate permease. Lineage: Eukaryota; Fungi; Ascomycota; Dothideomycetes; Mytilinidiales; Mytilinidiaceae. The record is from RefSeq and is a predicted model, not a curated record. Gene Ontology annotation, molecular function: secondary active sulfate transmembrane transporter activity. Gene Ontology annotation, cellular component: membrane. The coding region runs from base 1 to 2424 and encodes 807 amino acids. Gene Ontology annotation, biological process: transmembrane transport. The transcript has 5 exons.
AUGGCCCCAACCCCCUUUAGCCGAUUUCUGGCCAAGAUCCUCUUCAUCGACCUUGACUAUCGAAAGGAAGAUCCCCUAGUAAACUCAGGCGCCGAUUCAGUUCCUUUUGUGGAGACCUAUUUUGAGAGGGAGCCUACAGCGAGAGAGUGGCUUUCGCGUUUCCUUCCCACCAAAGCUGGGUCUCAACGAUACAUCAUAUCUUUGUUCCCCUUCUGGAAGUGGAUCUUCCACUACAAUUUGACAUGGCUUUUGGGCGAUAUCAUUGCAGGUGUAACUGUCGGCUUCGUUGUGAUCCCGCAAGGAAUGGCAUACGCGCUUCUAGCUAAACUCCCCCCGGAAUAUGGACUGUAUACUUCGUUCGUCGGUUUCUUGCUUUACUGGGCUUUUGCAACUUCAAAAGAUAUUACAAUUGGGACAGUCGCAGUUAUGAGCACCAUCGUUGGGAAUAUUGUCAUCAAAGUUCAAGACCAGGACCCAGAUAUCCCAGCCGAACAAAUUGCUAGAGCUCUAUCCGUCAUCGCCGGUGCAGUCCUCCUUUUCAUCGGUCUAAUGAGAUGGGGCUGGAUCGUCGAGUUCAUUCCUCUGGUCGCCAUCACAUCCUUCAUGACCGGCGCCGCCAUCAGUAUCGCUGCGGGCCAGGUUCCAAAUCUGCUUGGAAUUUCAGGCAUCAACGCUCGAGAAGCUACGUACAAAGUUAUCAUUAACACUCUGAAAGCUCUCCCAACUACUAAGCUGGACGCCGCAAUGGGGUUGACCGCCCUGUUCCUGCUCUACGCAAUUCGCAUUUUCUGCAGUUGGAUGACCAAGCUGCAGCCUCAGCGAAAGAAGUUCUGGUUCUUCCUGUCGACUCUUCGAAUGGCUUUCGUGAUCCUUCUUUACAUCUUGAUCAGCUGGCUCGCCAAUAGACACGUCAAAGGGAACGCUAAGAAGGCGAAGUUCAAGAUUCUGGGAAAAGUUCCGAGAGGCUUCCAGCAUGCCGGCGCACCUGUAAUCACUACUCAUGUGCUCUCGCUGAUUGCACCUGACAUUCCCGUCACCAUCAUUGUGCUAAUUCUCGAGCACAUCGCCAUUUCCAAGUCCUUUGGUCGCAUCAACAACUACGUCAUCAACCCAUCCCAGGAGCUCGUGGCCGUGGGGUUCACAAACAUUCUCGGCCCCUUCCUCGGCGCAUAUCCUGCAACCGGGUCCUUCUCGCGUACAGCGAUCAAAUCGAAAGCCGGAGUGCGCACACCUCUUGCCGGUCUCUUCACUGCCGCUAUUGUGCUACUGGCAAUCUACGCAUUGACCAGUGUCUUCUUCUACAUCCCAAGCAGUAGUCUAGCGGGCUUGAUUAUUCAUGCUGUUGGCGAUUUGAUCACACCGCCAAAGGUUGUUUACCAAUUCUGGGAAACGUCUCCAUUGGAAGUUGUUAUCUUCUUCGCAGGUGUCUUGCUCACCAUCUUCACCAACAUCGAGAACGGGAUAUACCUCACGAUUUGCGCAUCCGCUGCACUCCUCCUCUACCGCCUGGCUAAGACAAAGGGUACUUUCCUUGGAAAGGUCAAUAUCUAUCCGGCAAGCGCCGAUGCAGUCUAUCGAAGGGAUGGCGGGGUAUCAGAGUCGCAGGGCCCUAUAGGAGAGACCACCAACAUCGUUCGGGAAGUGUAUUUGCCCGUCACGCACCAAGAUGGCUCCAACCCACAGAUCGCAGUGCAGAGCCCCUACCCUGGCAUCUUCGUCUAUCGUUACAGUGAAGGCUUCACGUACAUCAACCAGGCUCAAUACCUCGAUGCACUUACCGCCCACAUCCAAGCUUCGGCAAGACCUACCAAGUUAGCCAGACAUGAUAAAAUUGGUGAUCGUCCCUGGAACGACCCUGGCCCCCGCCGUGGCAAGCCCAUCAACCUCAAUGAUGAUAGACCUUUCCUUCGCGCCGUGGUUCUCGAUUUCUCCUCUGUCAACAACGUCGACACGACCUCUGUUCAAGGUCUCGUCGACGUUCGUAACCAGCUAGACCGCUACGCCGCUCCCGAGGAGGUUGAAUGGCACUUCGCAUCCAUCACGAACCGGUGGACCAAGCGCGCUCUCACUGCCGCCGGCUUCGGGUAUCUCUCCACUGAUCGUAGCCGAAACCGGGCCCCCUGGAAUCCUGUAUACAGCUUCGCUGCGAUCGGUGACACUGCGGUGAGGUCUAGUGAUCCGAAGUUGAGAGAUGAGGAACAUGGCGGAGACGAGAUCCAAAGCGCAGUUCCGGGCGUAGGAAGGGGAGAGAAGAGCUUCCCGGAGAAAGUUACGACUGUCCUCGGGAAGAAUCGCCCCUUCUUCCAUAUAGAUGUUGUGGCAGCUGUUGAUAGUGCGAUUGCGGCAGCAGAGUCGAGACUGGCAACUACGAGCUCGGUGAGCAGUGCAGAGAAGGUUGCUAUUCAGGCAGAGUUGAAGGCUUAA